Hemibagrus wyckioides is the source of this 1898-nucleotide messenger RNA. Its product is annotated as putative C-type lectin domain family 20 member A. Lineage: Eukaryota; Metazoa; Chordata; Actinopteri; Siluriformes; Bagridae. The record is from RefSeq and is a predicted model, not a curated record. Bases 226 to 1164 code for a protein of 312 amino acids. The transcript is spliced from 6 exons.
UCCUGAUGUGCUACUUAACAAUUCAGCAUUUAAAAUACUGUUGGCCAAUCAGAUUGAAGCUCCUAAGAUUUCUUUACUGUCAUAAGGUGGAGGAGUGGAAGAUGUUUGGCAUGACAGCUCUCUUACAUGCCAAUGCCAGCUAAACUCGCCAAAACUCGAAGAACUGCUGAUGAUUUAGAGGUCCUUUUUCAUUUUCUCUAGAGUACUUCAGAUGCCACAUCAGUUAUGGGGAAUUGCAUGUUUCAGCUUUUGUCUCUCACAGAAGUCUUCCUUUUCGUCUUGUCUGUACCGUAUGAGUACAUCCUAGUCCAACAGGGGAAAAAUUGGAAUGAUGCUCGGACUUACUGCCAAGUCAAAUACAUUGACUUGGCUAUUGCUGGAGUCAGUGAUGACAUGGUCAAGCUUCAAAAUGAGGCACAGAAGCAACAAUUGACUUCCAAUGCUUGGAUUGGCCUAUACAAUGCUAUUAAUAGCUGGCACUGGUCCCUGGGAAACCAGCCACUCGGAAAUGUGACAGAUUGGUGUGCCGGUGAGCCGACCUAUGCAAUGGAAGCUUGUGGUGGGAUAAAGCCAAGCUGUUGGUUUGACUAUUUUUGUACAGCAGCAUUUCCCUUUGUGUGCUUUGAUGACAGGAACACUGGGUCCAGCAGAUACAUUGUUAUUUCUACUUCUAAGUCUUUUUCUAAUGCUCAGAGUUACUGCAGGCAAUAUCACACAGACCUGGCCAGUGUUACAACCAUAGAGGAAAAUACACUGAUAAAAGGAAAAGUCUCUGGUGAUGCUUGGAUUGGUCUGUCCAGAGACACCUGGAAGUGGGUAGACCAGAGUACAUUCUCUACCUUUAGUUGGGUGACAGGAAAACCAAACAAUAUAGGUUCAUAUGAUAAUUGUGGUAAUUUUCUUAAAGGCCUUGUUGAUGCUGCACCAUGCUCUGAUAUAAAGCCUUUCUUCUGUCUCAGAGAUUUUACAAAAAAACAAACCAUAAGAAUGAAGAUUAGAUCGAAUCAGGAUAUGAAUGAUCCUGCAGUGAAUGCAGCAAUCUCACAGAUGGUAAAGCAAAAACUGGAGGAACAUGGGAUAUCAAAUAACACCACAAUAAAAUGGAUUGUGCAACCAGAUGGCAUGGUCUUUCAAAAGUUAAACGUAAAUAAUAAUAUUUUAUAAAUCAGUUAAUUUGAGCAUUCUGUUCUAGUGCUUUUUUGACUAAAUUGCUACAUGAACAUCAGUUUCAACUUGUAAACAUAGAUAAGCAUUAAUAUGCAUUUUUUAAUGACCAUAAAUGUUUAAUGUGCAUACAGAGGCCUGUAGGUCAAAUGAGUUAUCUCUUUGGUUUUACUUUAUAUUUCUGACCAUGGACUGAAUUUGAUGGGACACCCACUCCUGGGAAAAUGAGCAACUCUCUGGGGAACUGUCUUGUAGGCUCUUCAUUUGUAAACAAUCCUUUUAACUCAGUAUGUUAAAUAAUCUGUUUGUAAUCAGAUGGAAAAGUCUUCAUGUAAAUACCUCAAAAAAUACCUUGAAUUUUAAAUUGUUAGGAGAGGUUUUUCUAACCCUUCCCAGAGCGAUGAACAGCAACAAUUGCUUCUCAGAGAUCUUUGCUGAUGUCCUUUUUUUCUUGCCAUGAUGUAGACAUGUAUCUCAAUGCUUCAGAAUACAACACUGCUUUUAUAGAGGUAGUUACACUUAUUUAUGAUUAACUAAACUUCUGUAUUUCUUAUUAACACCUAGCCAUUAACUCUCUUAAUGAUUGAGGAUGUAGGAAGGGUGCAAAUCUUUUUUCACUGGAUUCUAAAUGUUGAUUUAGUUUUUGGGAAAAAUUACUACAUAUUGAAGUCUCUGUUUUUUCUUUAUUUUUUAGUUGGUGAGGGCUACACAAUUGUUAUUUAAUCUGUGUAAGA